CUCGGUUUUCCCGCUCUCAGUCUCUCUGAGUAACUCAUUUCUCUCAGAAUCACACACAAAUCAGUGAUGUUGCUACCGACGGAGUCUCGGUGAUUUAAGUGAAAUCUAGGUAUUUGAUUUGUAUGUGGAUGAUUCUUAGUAACAAACGAAACCACAAACACCUUAUAUUGCAGAAUGUUUCUAGCUAAUGUAAGGAUUUUUUUAAACUGAUUUUUCCUUUUCCAUUUCUGUGUGUAUGUUUAUUUAAGAAACUACUGAGAUUUGGAAGGAUAUACAUCAAUAUGAGCGAAUCCAUGGAUAGGAUCAGUGACAUACCUGAAUCACUUCUUCACCAUAUAAUUUGUUUCCUUGAAAUCAAGGAUGGCGCUCGUACUAGCGUGUUAUCGAAAAGAUGGAACUCCAUUUGGACCUCUAUCCCCACCCUUAGAUUCCAUAGGCCUCUUUCCUGUUCCUUCCUCCCUCCCUCUUCUGCCGAGACUGAUAAAUUCAUGGAUUUUGUGGAUGGAACAUUGCAUCGUCAUAAUUCGUCAAAUAUACAAAACUUCUUUCUCUUCUGGCGUGAGCACUUGAAUGAAACUCGGGUUCAUUCAUGGAUCUCUACUGUAAUAAGGGGGAAAGUUCAAGAGCUCGGUCUAUACUUAACCCAAACUCGACCCUUAUUUAUUCCUUUAUCUCUUUUUACUUGUGAAUCACUGAUGUCGUUGGAGCUAGGAGCACAACAUAACAUCACCCUUCCUAAAUAUAUCUCUUUUCCAAGACUCAAACGGCUUAAACUUUACAAGUUUGAGUUUAGCGAUGAGUGCUGGAAUGAUGAAAUCUUUUCAAAUUCCACUGCUCUUGAAGAAUUGAUUCUGGACUUCUGCACUUUUCGUAUGAGGAAUUUCACUAUUUCAAUUCCUACUUUGAAGCUUUUGAAAAUUCGCUGUUUUGAGUUCGUGAUAGAUGUUGGUUUACAAGACUGUGCUCUCAAAAUUGAUGCACCAAAUCUUUUGACGUUCGUCUACUCAGCUGAUGUUGCAAAAGAAUAUGCCAUCCCUAGCUUUCUAACACUGGUGGAAGCAGUUGUUCGCUUCAAAUUUGAACAAAAAGGUGCUCAAAUAAGUCGGUUACUUCGAGCCCUUGCACAUGUAAAACGUCUAACUGUCAAUGAUUCAACCCUACAGGCUAUCUGCUCUGCAUAUGAUCCGUCGAACAGUUUGCUGACAUUUCAUAACGUCAAAAUGUUGAACUGUCUGACAUACUAACCACAGAUCAAGGACUAAUUGAUUUGCUCAAAGCAGUACCUAAUCUAGAGUCGCUCGUAUUUAAUGAGUAUAUUGAUGAUGAACAAGAAGUAGAUAGUGAUGAGGACGACAGUGAAGGUGCACAGAACGAUGGAGAUGAGGACAAUGAAUACAAUGAUGUUGACUCUGUUGAGGGCGAAAACAACCACGGCAAUGAAGACGAAGGAGAUGUCUCUGACGCUGCUGGUUGUGACAACGAAACAGAGGGUGCAAGUAAAUAUGGCAAUGAUGAAGAUGAUAGUUUUCUUUGAGGAAUUUGUUGGGAACCCAAGGGAGCUGAAGUGGGUGAAGCUGAUUUUGAAGAAUGCAAAAGCUUUGCAGAUGAUGAAUAUAUGUUACUAUGAUGCUGGCUUACGCUUUAUAAAUGGGAAAAGUGAAAAAGAACUUAUGGUAGAGAUACCAAGUUUUCCAAGAGCCUCAACAGGUUGUAUGUUUAGAUUCUGUUCUUUGGAUGGGACCUCGGUUGUUCUUCAUUGAAAAUAAUUUAGUUAAAAUCAGCUUUAUUUCAUUCUUUUACUGUACAUCUGACUGUUACCAUAUAAAGAAUCCCAACAAUGAAACACG
Molecule: messenger RNA, 1847 nt
Organism: Papaver somniferum (opium poppy)
Lineage: Eukaryota; Viridiplantae; Streptophyta; Magnoliopsida; Ranunculales; Papaveraceae
Product: F-box/LRR-repeat protein At1g52650-like
Exons: 4
Coding region: 282-1244 (320 amino acids)
Molecular function (GO): protein binding
Source: RefSeq, a predicted model, not a curated record